AUGUCUAAAGAAAAAAAUUGUCAACGGUAUUUUGCUAUAAGUAAAAAAAUGCCUAAAGAUGUGAAGCGCCAUUGCGGAAUGUGCCGACAACAUGGAAUGCUUGUGGAAACGCGUGGCCAUAAUUGUAACCGGAAAAACUGCAGCUGCUCAAGAUGUUUGCUGAUACGUCAACGUCGAAAAAUUAUGAGCAUGCAGAUUCGUAUACGCCGUGCGCAAGAUAAAAUAUUCCAGCGUACUUCGGAAUUCACUCAAGCUACUAUCAUUCCACAGAAUUACUUUGACAAAAAUGAUGCAGUGGCUUACUAUCUUAGAAAUGAAACUAAAACAAGUACCACAACCCAAAAUCAAUGCUAUAUCUGUCAAAAAUGCAAAAAUCAUGGUGUUUUGGUUUGGAAAAAGGAACACAAACGACAUUGCUUAUAUGCAAACUGCAAUUGUGAUCAAUGUGAAUUGAUUGAAAAGAGGCGCAAAUUGGACCAAAUUUUGAAGGCCUCAAAACUUAGAUUCAAUGAACACAAAGAAAAGCAGAAAAGUCAUAAGCCAAUAUCAGUAAAUUCAAUUACCGAUUCAAAUGUGUUAUCAAUACUUGCCAACUUCGACAAUCAGCUGUCAAGGCAAACUUAUGAUCAAGAUAUUACUGAAAUAUCAAUUCCUCAGUUGGAAUCAUCAUUUUACACGCUGCUGAGAAGAUCUCAAUCUUCACCUCAAACGAACAUAUCAAUUAUAAAUUUCGAUGAAUCCAAAAAAUUCGAUACAAUAUCGCCGAAUAGUUUGGCAUAUCCCAUCUCACUUAGACCACAAUCUUUUUUAUUACCUGUUGCAAAUAUGCCAAUGAUCUGUAUUUUGUACAAUCCAAUUGAUGUUAUUUUAAAUACUCUUGCAAUAAUGCAAUUUACACUUGGUAUUCUUUAA
Cercopithifilaria johnstoni is the source of this 912-nucleotide messenger RNA. The record is from the annotation of a GenBank genome assembly. NCBI's taxonomy places the organism in Eukaryota, Metazoa, Nematoda, Chromadorea, Rhabditida, Onchocercidae.